UCUCUCUCUUUCUCUACAGGGUCUGUUUCCUACAUUGAUUGUCUCUUUAUUGAGUCGGAAAGACAAACCUCAUUUUUUUAUUGAUAGUCGCUCUCCUGCAUUCCCAAGACAGCUCCGAUAUGCUGUUAGCCUCUACUCAGAGGAUCUGUUUGGAUCAAUAUUCCUCUGUGAUAAUCUCAAAUCAAUUGAGAUUAUUUUCACUGGUCUUACUAGACACUGUUAUACUCUUCGUGAGGUGAUUCUAGAGUGUCUAUCAGCCAGUGCUGAGCUCCUGUCUUAUGACAUGAAGGCACUGGAGAUAUCUGCUCUUGUUCGUUGUAAGAGAGAUCAUAGAUUAGCUGCUAGUAAUGAUGAGCCUCAUCCAAUUACUGUCUGUCAUACUGAAGAUCCACCAGUAGUUGGUUGCAGUCUUGAGCCUCAUCUUCAUCCUAUCCCAAUAGACAAUGAGAGGCAAAACUGCUGGCUAACGAAUCCAGUUGCUUCAUCAGAUGUUGCUACAGACAACUUUUUACCAGAAGGUUCUGUAUUAAAUGAUUCUCAUGCUCCAGUUAUACUGAAAGCUAUCAAAAAGAUUGUCAAAGAAUGGGACACACUAGGAUUAUAUCUUGGAGUGAAAAAUGAAGAUUUAGAAUCAAUUGAUUUUAAUUCCUUACAUCAAAUAAAUGUAUGCCGCAAAAACAUGAUAAUUCACUGGUUAAAGACUGGUACUGCUACAAGGGAAAAGCUGAUAAAAGCACUUGAGGAUUUGGAAAGAAUUGAUGUUGCUGCUAAAGUAAAGCGUCUACCUAAACAAUAAUAAUAA
Molecule: messenger RNA, 802 nt
Organism: Amphimedon queenslandica
Lineage: Eukaryota; Metazoa; Porifera; Demospongiae; Haplosclerida; Niphatidae
Exons: 3
Coding region: 284-796 (170 amino acids)
Biological process (GO): signal transduction
Molecular function (GO): protein binding
Source: RefSeq, a predicted model, not a curated record